AUGGCGUUGACAAUCACAGAGAAUGAUCUUGUAAGAAGAACAAGAAAUCACCGAAGCUGGCCGUCUACGAGUUUCAGAUCGGCAUGGACAGAAUCUCCAACUUCAGAUGUGUUCAACUUCCGGCGGGGUGAACACACACACGAGGAUAAUGAAGAAGAUCUCAAAUGGGCUGCCAUUGAGCGCUUGCCCACAUUUGAUCGCAUGAGAAAAGGGAUGCUGAGGGUAAUGCUUGAUAAUGGGAAGGUUGUGCAUUGCCCAGUUGAUGUCACCAAUCUUGGGUUGCAAGAUAAGAAGUUGUUACUUGAGAGUGUGCUAAAGUUUGUGGAAGAUGAUAAUGAAAAUUUCCUACGCAGACUCAGAGAUAGGAUUAAUCGGGUGGGGAUUGAAAUUCCAAAAAUUGAAAUCCGAUACGAGAACUUAUCGGUGGAAGGAGAUGUGUACGUUGGAAAAAGAGCACUCCCUUCUUUACUUAACGUUGCUCUCAACACUUUUGAGAGUAUUAUGGGAUUGUUUCACCUUGUACCUUCCAAGAAGAGAAAUAUUCAAAUUCUCAAAGAUGUCAGUGGAAUCGUAAGACCAUCAAGGAUGACCCUACUCUUAGGUCCUCCAGGUGCAGGAAAAACAACAUUGCUUCUAACACUUGCAGGGAAGCUUGACCGGGACUUAAAGGCUUCUGGGAGAAUCACUUACUGUGGCCAUAAAUUAAAUGAAUUUGUUGCUAGAAAAACUUGUGCCUAUAUUAGUCAGCAUGAUCUUCACAGUGGACAAAUGACAGUGAGAGAGACAUUAGAUUUUUCAGGACGUUGUUUAGGUGUAGGCACAAGGUAUGCAAUGUUGGAAGAACUUUCAAGAAGGGAAAGAGAAGCAGGAAUUAAGCCUCACCCUGAAAUUGAUGCAUUCAUGAAGGCUAUAGCCAUAUCUGGCCAAAAAACUAGUUUGGCAACUGAUUAUGUUCUCAAGAUACUUGGAUUGGAUAUUUGCGCUGACAUUAUGGUUGGUGAUAACAUGGCAAGGGGUAUAUCUGGCGGACAAAAGAAACGUGUCACAACAGGGGAAAUGCUUGUAGGACCGGCAAAGGCACUUUUUAUGGAUGAAAUAUCAACAGGAUUAGAUAGUUCCACCACUUUUCAAAUAUGCAAGUUCAUGAAGCAAAUGGUUCAUAUAAUGGAUGAAACCAUGGUGAUAUCUCUUCUACAACCAGCACCAGAGACAUUUGAACUAUUUGAUGACAUUAUCCUACUUUCAGAAGGUCAAAUUGUGUACCAAGGUCCACGUGAGAAUGUGCUUGAGUUCUUUGAAAACAUGGGUUUCAAAUGUCCUCCAAGAAAAGGAGUUGCUGACUUUUUACAAGAAGUAACCUCCAAGAAAGAUCAAGAACAAUAUUGGUUUAGAAGAGAUGAACCUUAUAGAUAUAUUGCAGCACUUGAAUUUGCUGAGUCUUUCAAUUCAUUUCACAUAGGAGAGAAACUUGCACAAGAGUUAAAGGUUCCAUAUGAUAAGAGCAGAACCCACCGAGCUGCAUUAGUGAAAGAAAAGUACGGUAUAUCAAACUGGGAACUAUUGAAGGCAUGCUUCGCAAGAGAAUGGUUGCUUAUGAAACGUGACAUGUUUGUUUACAUAUUUAGGAUGACACAGAUUACGGUAUUAUCUAUUUUAGUCUUCACUGUAUUUCUUAGAACUGAAAUGCCAGUGGGUACUGUACAAGAUGGACAAAAAUUCUUAGGGGCAUUAUUUUUUUCUCUAAUGAAUAUGAUGUUUAAUGGGUCAUCAGAACGAGCCAUAAUUGUUUCUAGGCUUCCUGUCUUUUACAAACAAAGGGACUUCAUGUUCUUCCCUGCAUGGGCAUUUGGAUUACCUGUAUCAGUUCUUAAGAUUCCUAUAUCCCUUGUGGAAUCAGGGUUAUGGAUUGUCCUCACAUACUAUACCAUUGGAUUUGCUCCUUCAGCUUACAGAUUUUUUCGACAAUUCUUGGUAUAUUUUAGUGUUCAUCAGAUGUCUAUGUCUCUAUAUCGGCUCAUUGGUGCAGUUGGUAGAACGCAAGUUGUUGCUGGUAUAGUGAAUGGCUUAGUUUAUCAUCUAGUAUUUGCUUUAGGAGGAUUUAUUGUCGAUAGAAAUGAUAUUAAGCCAUGGAUGAUGUGGGGCUAUUACAUUUCUCCUAUGAUGUAUGGUCAGAAUGCCAUUGUUAUAAAUGAAUUUUUAGACGAAAGGUGGAGAAAACCAAAUACAGACCCUAGAAUAGAUGCACCUACAGUUGGAAAAGUAAUUCUCAAGUCUAGAGGCUUUUUCACAGAAGAGUAUUGGUUUUGGAUAUGCAUUGGAGCCUUGCUUGGCUUUGCUUUUCUUUUCAACCUUCUCUUUAUUGCUGCAUUGACUUAUUUGAAUCCUUUCAGUGAUUCAAAGGCAUUCAUCGUGGAUGAAGAUGACAAGGAGAAUGAAAGGUCAAACUCUAGACAGCAUAUCAUUAGUAGAGUUCCAGGUAGAGACGUGGAAACGAAAAAUUCAUCAGAAAUAGCUAGUUCUUCUCAUCAAGAACAAAGAACAAGAAUAGCCCUGCCAUUUCAACCUCUUUCACUUGCAUUCGAUCAUAUGAACUACUAUGUUGAUAUGCCAGCCGAAAUGAAGAGCCAAGGAAUCAAUGAAGAUAAACUUCAACUCCUACAUGAUGUUAGUGGUGCUUUUAGACCAGGCAUAUUGACAGCACUUAUGGGUGUUAGUGGGGCUGGGAAGACAACCCUUAUGGAUGUUUUAGCUGGAAGAAAAACAGGUGGAUACAUUGAAGGAAGUAUUACCAUCUCUGGUUACCCAAAGAACCAAGCAACAUUUGCUCGUGUUAGCGGUUACUGCGAACAGAAUGACAUUCAUUCUCCAUAUGUUACUGUGUAUGAAUCACUAUUAUUUUCAGCAUGGCUUCGACUUCCUUCAGAUGUAAAUACCCAAACACGAAAGAUGUUUGUUGAGGAAGUUAUGGAGUUGGUUGAGCUUAAAUCGAUUAAAGAUGCUAUAGUGGGUCUUCCAGGCAUAAAUGGUUUAUCAACAGAACAAAGGAAAAGGCUUACUAUUGCUGUAGAAUUGGUUGCCAACCCUUCAAUUAUCUUCAUGGAUGAACCAACAUCUGGGCUUGAUGCUAGAGCUGCUGCUAUUGUUAUGAGAACUGUGAGAAAUACUGUAGACACUGGGAGAACCGUUGUGUGCACAAUUCACCAACCAAGCAUAGACAUUUUUGAAGCUUUUGAUGAACUAUUGUUGAUGAAAAGAGGAGGACAAAUUAUCUAUGCUGGAUCUCUUGGUUAUCAUUCACAUAAGCUCAUAGAAUAUUUUGAGGUCAUUGCAGGCGUUCCAAAGAUCAAAGAUGGCUAUAAUCCGGCAACAUGGAUGCUUGAUAUCAGCACUCCUUCAAUGGAGGCGCAACUUGGCAUAGAUUUUGCAGAGAUCUACACUGACUCUACACUUUACCAAAGGAAUCAAGAGCUUAUCAAAGAGCUCAGUACUCCACAACCAGGUUCCCAAGACCUAUGCUUCCCAACUGAAUAUUCUCAAUCAUUCUUUGUGCAGUGGAAAGCUUGUUUUUGGAAACAAUAUUGGUCAUAUUGGAGAAAUCCUGCCUAUAAUGGCGUUCGACUCCUCUUCACAUUAGCCAUUGGAAUAUUGUUUGGUCUAAUCUUCUUGAAUAAAGCCAAGAAAAUCCAAACACAACAAGAUUUAUCAAAUGUUUUGGGAGCCAUGUUCGCUGCUGUGAUGUUUCUUGGAAGCUUGAAUGCAAUGGGAGUGCAGCCAAUUGUUGACAUAGAAAGAACUAUUUUGUAUCGUGAAAGAGCUGCAGGGAUGUAUUCAGCAAUUCCCUAUGCACUUGGCCAGGUGGCAAUAGAGGCAGUUUAUAAUUUAAUUCAAACAGUCAUUUACACUGUUGUCGUUUACUCUAUGAUUGGAUUUGAAUGGAAGGCUAGGAAAUUGUUUUCAUUCUAUUACUUCAAUGUGAUGUGUUUUAUCUGCUUCACGCUGUAUGGGAUGAUGGUCGUUGCAUUAACCCCAAGUUACCAAAUUGCUACCAUUUGUAGUACCUUCUUCUUGGGCUUAUGGAAUUUGUUCUCUGGCUUUGUCAUUCCAAGAACGCAAAUUCCUAAAUGGUGGAGAUGGUACUAUUGGGCUUCUCCUAAUGCUUGGACAAUCUAUGGGCUUGUUACCUCUCAACUUGGAGAUGAAGUUGCACAAAUAGAAAUUCCAGGAGCUGAAAGCAUGAGUCUGAAGGAACUCCUCAAGAAAGGCUUGGGUUUUGACUAUGAUUUCCUACCGGUGGUUGCUGUUGUCCAUGUAGUGUGGGUUCUCAUUUUCAUGUUUGUUUAUGCCUAUGGCAUUAAAUUCCUCAACUUCCAAAAAAGAUAG
Molecule: messenger RNA, 4380 nt
Organism: Abrus precatorius (Indian licorice)
Lineage: Eukaryota; Viridiplantae; Streptophyta; Magnoliopsida; Fabales; Fabaceae
Product: ABC transporter G family member 34-like
Exons: 20
Coding region: 1-4380 (1459 amino acids)
Cellular component (GO): membrane
Molecular function (GO): ABC-type transporter activity; ATP hydrolysis activity; ATP binding
Source: RefSeq, a predicted model, not a curated record